UCAGCCUACGAGCAUUAGCCUGCAGGCUGACUCAGAAGAGCAGGGGCCGAGGAUUCAGAAGCGUCCUGGCACUCGGGCUUGGAGCAGUGACACGCGGCUCUGAACAAGCAGCUGCCGCAGUGGGUCUAGGUUUCAGAAAGUGCUGAGAAGUCUCAACUGAGCAGUGGUCCAGGGGACAGGGGACAAGAUUCUGGGCCACUAUUUGCUUUACCAGGACACACAAGUUCAUCUGAGUGGUUGAGCCGUUCUCCUUCUGACUCUUGCUUCUCCUCGGAAAAAAUGGCCAAACGCACCUUUUCCAGCUUCGAAAUAUUCCUGAUUUUCCUCCUUGUGAUGAUGACAGGGAUCACGGUGGCUCUUCUCAGUCUGUUGUUUAUCACCAGUGGGACCAUUGAAAAUCACACAGGUGUUCCAUCCACCCAGAGCCCUCCAGCUACCCAGGGCUCUGCAGCCCCUCAAAACUCAACACCCUCCCGGGCCCCCACAACUACCCAGGUAUCUCCAACACCCAGCACCCCAAAGACUACCCUGUUUCAGAACUUCAGUGGCUACCAUAUUGGCGUUGGGCGAGCUGACUGCACAGGACAAGUAUCAGAUAUCAAUUUGAUGGGCUUCAGCAAAACUGGCCAGUAUGCACGGGGCAUCCUCACGAGGUUGUACAGUCGUGCGUUCAUCCUGGCGGAGCCGGAUGGGUCCGAUCGCGUAGUGUUUGUCAGCAUCGACAUAGGCAUGGUAUCCCAGCGACUCAGGCUGGAGGUCCUGAGCAGGCUGCAGAAUAAAUACGGCUCCCUGUACAGAAGAGACAAUGUUAUUCUGAGUGGCACUCAUACACACUCGGGUCCAGCAGGAUAUUUCCAGUACACAACAUUUGUAAUUGCCAGUGAAGGAUUUAGCAAUCGAACUUUUGAGUACAUGGUCGCUGGCAUUGUGAAGAGCAUUGAGAUAGCACACACAAAUAUGAAACCAGGCAAAAUCUUUAUCAAUAAAGGGACUGUGGAUGGUGCACAGAUCAACCGAAGUCCUACUUCUUACCUUUGGAAUCCACAGUCAGAGAGAGCAAGGUAUUCUUCAAAUACAGACAAGGAAAUGGUGCUCUUGAAAAUGGUAGAUCUGAAUGGAGAAGAGCUGGGUCUUAUCAGCUGGUUUGCCAUCCACCCAGUCAGCAUGAGAAACACCAAUCAUCUUGUAAACAGUGACAACGUAGGCUAUGCAUCUUACCUUUUUGAACAAGAGAAGAACAAAGGUUAUCUGCCUGGAGAGGGGCCGUAUGUAGCAGCUUUUGCUUCGUCAAAUCUGGGAGAUGUUUCCCCCAAUGUUCUUGGCCCGCAUUGUACCAACACGGGAGAGUCUUGUGAAAACGCCAAUAGCUCUUGUCCCAUUGGUGGGGCUAGCAUGUGUGUUGCUAUGGGACCUGGGCAAGAUAUGUUUGAAAGUACACAAAUCAUAGGACGGAAAAUAUAUGACAAAGCAAAGGAACUGUAUGAGUCCGCCUCCCAGGAGGUAACUGGGCCACUGGCUUCAGCUCAUCAGUGGGUGAAUAUGACGGAUGUCACCGUCUGGCUCAAUUCAACACACACAGCAAAAACGUGUAAACCAGCCUUGGGCUACAGUUUUGCCGCUGGCACGAUCGAUGGAUUUGGAACCCUCAAUUUUACUCAGGGGAUGACAGAAGGGGAUUCAUUUUGGGACAGUCUUCGGGAUCAGGUUCUGGGCAAGCCAUCUGAAGAAAUCAAAGAAUGCCAUAAACCAAAGCCAGUCCUCCUUCAUACUGGAGAGCUGUUAAAGCCUCAUCCCUGGCACCCAGAUAUUGUUGAUGUUCAGAUUGUUACCCUUGGGUUCUUGGCCAUCACUGCCAUCCCUGGGGAGUUCACGACCAUGUCUGGACGAAGACUUCGGCAGGCAGUUCGAGAAGAAUUUGAAGCUUAUGGGAUGCUGAAUAUGACUGUUGUUAUUUCAGGUCUAUGUAAUGUAUAUACACACUACAUUACCACAUACGAAGAAUACCAGGCUCAGCGGUACGAGGCAGCGUCCACAAUUUACGGACCACAUACUCUGUCUGCUUACAUCCAGCUUUUCAGAGUCCUUGCUAAGGCCAUUGCUACGGAUACUGUAGCCAAUCUGAGCAGUGGUCCAGAGCCUCCGUUUUUUGAACAACUGAUGUCUCCAUUAAUUCCAAAUAUUGUGGAUAGAGCGCCUGCAGGCACAACUUUUGGGGAUAUCCUGCUGCCAGCGAACACUACAUACAGAGUGGGAGAAGUUGUUGAAGUUACCUUUGUAGGUGCUAACCCAAAGAAUUCAGCAGAAAACCGGACACAUCAGACCUUCCUCACUGUGGAGAAAUAUGAGGCCACAUCAGCAACAUGGCAGAUAAUACAUAAUGAUGCCUCCUGGGAGACUCGUUUCUAUUGGCACAAAGGAUUACUGGGUCUUAGCAAUGCGACGAUACAGUGGCACAUUCCAGAUACUGCCCAGCCUGGAAGCUACAGGAUAAAAUACUUUGGACACAGUCGGAAGCAGGACUUACUCAAGCCCGCUGUCCUACUUUCGUUUGAAAGCAGUCCCUCUGUUUUUGAAGUCAUAACUACUUGGUGAAAAGCUGAUAAAACAUUUAAAGAGCAGCUGUACUCUGUAUGAUUUCUAUGACUGAUUUCAUGUGAACGUAAUCUAUUAUGAUGACUUCAGUAAUUGUCCUUUGGGGACAGAUAGUUUACAGCUAAUGGGACAGGUGUGUGUGUGUGUGUAUGAGAGAGAGAAAGAAAGAGAGAGAGAGGUGUAUCCUGUUUACCUUGCUAUUGUAGCUUACUUUUACCUUAUGGUUUCUGCCUUAAGCAUAAUUUCCCUUGGGGCCCUGUGGCUAUUUUAAGAGACAGUUCUCAUCAAUAUGGAACCUCUGAGAUGUUAGUGAGAGUGGUUGAAGAUGUGUGAACAGUGUUGAAACUAUUUAUUUAUAGAAAUUAUGGAAUGUUAGCACUUAAAAAGCUGAAAGAUGUUAUCUACUUGGAUCCUUCAUUUUAUAAAUGGAAAAAUGAAGUUUUAUGGAUUUAAGAUUAGCAUAAGGCUAGAGCCUUUCCCUUCAUUCACAUUUAAAAAGUAUUUAUAUAAACAUUGACCAUAAAUGUAUAAGCCUAGUUAGAGAAAGUUAGCAUGCCAGGUUUUCCUAUAUUGAGGGGUAGCCUUUCCAAGCAGUCACCCUGGCAUUGAUAUGGCCAAUCCAGAGUUGUUUUGGAUGUUCAAAUCAUUUCUGAAAUUGCCUUUAGAGCCCAACUGUGGGAAAGUCAGACUUGUAAUAUUUUGAUCUUGCCUAUGUUUCCCUAAGUGCCCUUAUCCCACUGAAUUGAAUCUCAUAUUCCCAUGACUUGUUCUCAGUGAUUUUGGAUUGUUUUCACUAAUCAAAUUAUCUGAAAACCCACAAAGUUUUGUUAUUAGUGUAGAUACUGAAAUGAAAGUGAUAUGGGCUUGAAAGGGAGUCCUCAAAGAAGAGGCUCUGAAUUCAUUUAUCUGUCGUUACUUAUUCACUCACUCACUCAUGGACCUGUUCAAUCAUAGCAUAUUUAUGAAGGCAUGUUCUCAUUCCCAGCACUGUACUAGUGUGGCUCUGACAAUUAGACAUUUAGGAUGAAUGUAUGUGUCAAAAGGUCACUAUUUCAAAGGAGAAAAUAUUCAAUUCAAUGUGUAAAUUCUGGGGAGGCAUUGAAAAAUCGAUAAUCUUCAGAUCACAUCUUGUAUAUCACCUUUGCUGAGUAUUCUAUUUAGGGGGUAAACUGAGGCUCCAGGCAAUUUGGAAAAACCUGUUUUGAAAGCUAUUUUGGGGUAUUGUGAAAUAUCCAGUCUAAUGUCCCAAAGAAUAAGCUAUGACGAUCUGAUAUUGAUUGCCUGAGAGUAGUAAUUGCAUUUAAAAUUAUCCAAGUUAGCUAAGAGCUCCCAGGUUGCAAAAUAAAUUUCUCAAAGCUGAGUCAUCCUUUUGCAUGGGUACAAAUGCUUUAGCAUUUUUUGGAAAAAUCAACUUUUCCUUAAAAAAUAGCUUUCAAGUUUGAAAAUAAUAAUGAUACCAAUAAUAAUAUUUACAUCUAUUUACAUAAGACUUAACAUGCUAUAUUGUACCUGGAACAUUUUUUGAUGAAUCAGUGCUCUAGAGCAGGGGUCUGCAGCCUCCAGAAUCUAAUGCCUGAUGAUCUGAGGUAGAGCUGAUAUAAUAAUAGAAAUAAAGUGCACGAGAGAUGCAAUGCACUUGAGUCAUCCUGAAAGCAUCCCCUCUUCCUAAUCAAUGGAAAAAUUAUCUUCCACAAAACCAGUCCCUGGCGCCAAAAAGGUUGGGGACUGCUGUUCUAGUGGCCAUUUCUGUGCAAGUUAAUUGUGGAGAAUUAACUAGUUAAGGUUUCAAUGGGCAGUGGUCAUUUUUCCUAAGGACACCACGCUAUUUAGGGUAAAAAUUCAGAGACCUAAAAGAGUAGACGCUUCUGAAAGUAGUUGAUCGCAGAAAGACAAAUUAUGUUACAGCUGACGAUAAUGUUUUUAAAAGUAUUUCUGAUGACUCAGAAGAGCUUUUGAAUUACUUUCCACCACCUCCGUGCCUCCCAUUGAAACUUCUCAGCCGGCCUGUGAGUCCCUGCUGUUUACUUGCAGCUGCGCCAAAGCCACCUUUCUAUUGCCUACUGAUCCUUCUACACCCCGCCCUCUGCCACCAGUGUGCUCUUGGCCACAUGUAACCCCCAGAAACCUGUUUUCUCACUAGCUGUCAUCUCUUCCAACUAAGUUCCAUUUCUGCAGUUUGUAAGUAAAAACGAAACCAGAUCCCUACAUCAUAGAUAUUAUAGUUAUUCAUUUGAACAUGAAAAACAGCACAUAGAUGCUGAUCUGAUCUGUCCACACAAAAACGGAUCCAGUCAGUGUCUGGGGGUGUUGCUGGGAGUGGCUCAUUGGAGCCAAAGCACAUGGAGAAAAUAAAAACUGGUGGAGAAUGUAUAAAUGACGAUUGAGUGUGUGGGAGAAUUCUGUUGAAGAUCUUGUUUCUCAUGUCAAAGUGGCUGUUUUUCAUUUGUUGUACUCUGUCUACUCUGGUGUUAAGGAUGCUGUGACUUCUUUAAAAAGUACUGAAUGAUCCAUCCAUAUUUUCAAUCAGUAUUAUGUAAAUUGUCAGUAUUCAAUAGAAUGUUUAAUAAAUUAAUAAUUGCACCUGGGACAUUAUUUUCUAAUGAGA
Molecule: messenger RNA, 5197 nt
Organism: Capra hircus (goat)
Lineage: Eukaryota; Metazoa; Chordata; Mammalia; Artiodactyla; Bovidae
Product: neutral ceramidase
Exons: 22
Coding region: 280-2592 (770 amino acids)
Biological process (GO): sphingosine biosynthetic process; ceramide catabolic process; long-chain fatty acid biosynthetic process
Cellular component (GO): extracellular region
Molecular function (GO): N-acylsphingosine amidohydrolase activity
Source: RefSeq, a predicted model, not a curated record